This is a messenger RNA of Gasterosteus aculeatus aculeatus (three-spined stickleback), 12264 nucleotides long. It is a transcript of the gene smg1, whose product is annotated as SMG1 nonsense mediated mRNA decay associated PI3K related kinase. The record is from RefSeq and is a predicted model, not a curated record. Gene Ontology annotation, molecular function: protein binding; protein serine/threonine kinase activity. Lineage: Eukaryota; Metazoa; Chordata; Actinopteri; Perciformes; Gasterosteidae. Gene Ontology annotation, cellular component: chromosome; nucleus. Gene Ontology annotation, biological process: DNA damage checkpoint signaling; phosphorylation; telomere maintenance.
UAAAGUGACGCCAACCGCCGCUAACCGUUGUAGAAGAAGAGGCAACACAACCAUUUGCUAGCCUUAACGACGAGUUGCUAACCUAAUAAUUGAGACACUUGACGAACAUUAGUGAAAAGUAAGCCCGAGCAGCGACACGGUUACCGCGGCCAGCGUGUCAUGCAGCUCUCUAAAGGGUAAUGAGCCGUAAAGCCUCGGGGUCUCGGCUCAGCGGCGCCCACAAACUGCAGCCACACUGGAAUGACUGGCAGCCCAGAGUGGACAGCGUGUCAUCCAGCCCGGACGGCGUGAAGUCCAGAGAGCUCGGUUCAGCGGCGGCGUAUGACGUGUUGCCCUGCAGCUACCCCGAGCAGCCAGCGGAGCCCCGCGAUGCCCACGCGCCUGCAGAUGACCACCAGGAAGAGGAUGGAUAUGACGUUGGUCACGGUGUCAGUGAUACUACAUUUGGUUGGAAGUCGGUGGGGCAAGAGUUGAGGACCAACGAUGUGACGACGGAUUUGACUCCUUUUCAGCAUGGAAACCGUGCUUUAGCUUCCAAGGACAUGAGGAAACUGCAGGACAGAGGGAUGGCUCACUCAGAGGAGUCUCGGCUGGCCAACCUCCUGCGCCGGGUCUCCAGGGAGGACGAUCGCGACCGCAGGCUGGCCACCCUCAAGCAGCUGAAGGACCUGAUCAGCCACGGCGAGAGCAAAACGACCCUGGUCAAACAGCUGGACACCAUCCUCAGCACCCUCAACGACAUUUUGAAUGAGAGCAGUAAGCUGCUGUGGGAGCUGCGGCAGGACGCCGCCGCGUGUCUGGGGCUCCUCUGCACGGUGCUCGGCUACGAGGCCGAGCGCAUCUUCAAGUGGCUCUUCCUCAAGUUCACCUCGAGCAGCCGGGACGAGGUCAAGCUGUUGUACCUGGUGGCAGCGCAGUGCGCGCUGGAGGCCGCCGGAGAGAGAAAGGCGUUCUCCCACGUCAUGCAGCUGGUGAUGAGCAACCUGCAAUCCAUCCUGGAGAACGUGGACACGCCAGAGCUGCUUUGUCAAAGUGUCAAGUGCAUUCUUCAGGUGGCCCGCUGCUACCCACACGUCUUCAGCACCAACUUCAGGGACACGGUGGACAUCUUGGUGGGGUGGCACAUCGACCACACGCAGAAGCAGGCGCUCACUCAACAGGUUUCAGGCUGGUUGCAGAGUCUGGAGCAGUUCUGGGUGGCAGACCUCACCUUCUCCACCACCCUCCUGGGGCAGUUCUUGGAGGAUAUGGAGGCGUACGCAGAGGAUCUGAACCACGGGAUGGCAGGCGACGUGCUGGACGAGGACAUCCCCCCACCCUCCGUGUCCCUGCCUAAGCUGGCAGCUCUGCUGAGGGUCUUCAGCACAGUGGUCCGCAGCAUCGGGGAGCGAUUCAGCCCCGUCAGAGGACCGCCCAUCACUGAGGUCUACGUCACCGAUGUUUUGAACCGGGUUCUGGCCUGUGUGACCACGGCCAAGCAGGUCCAGUUCUCUGAGCUGGUCCUCACAGCGGGGAAUGAGUGUGUGGGUGUCCUGCUGGCCAGUGUGGAGCCCUGUGGUGCGCUGAUGGAGGCCGUCCUAGCCUACGGACUGGACCAGCUGGACUGCUGCCGGGCUUGUGGCCCGGACUACAAUCUGGCAGUGCUCAGCCUCGUCACUCUGAUUGUGGACCAGAUCAACAUGAAGCUGCCUGCGUCCUUUGUCGAGAAACUGUUGGCACCGGAUUCCCAGCUGCUGAAGCUGCGCUUCCAUAGAGACAAAGAGGUGACGUCGGCUGUUCACGGCGUGUACCGGGCCCUUCUGAGCCUGAAGAACAUUCCUACACUGGAGGCAGCUUAUAAAUUGGUUUUGGGGGAGAUGGCAUGUGCCCUGUCCAGUCUGACCGCCUCCCUGGAAGCCGGUGGUCGGGCCCCGGCCCCCUGCACCGGCAUCCAGCACUCUGCUUAUGCGUCCCUCACCCUUCCCCCGGAGAAGGCCCAGUUCACCCUCAUCUUCAACCUCAGCACCCUCACCACCAUCGGCAACACCAAGAACUCUCUCAUCGGGAUGUGGGCGUUGUCUCCCACGGUCUUCACCCUGCUCAGUCACAAUCUGAUGCUGGUCCACUCUGAGUUGGCGGUGUACUACCCGGCCAUCCAGUACGCUGUACUCUACACGCUUUACUCGCACUGCACCAGGCACGAUCACUUCAUCUCCUCCAGCCUGUCAUCUUCUCCCUCCCUAUUCGAUGGCGCAGUCAUCAGCACCGUCACCACGGCGACAAAGAAGCACUUCAGCACACUGCUGAGUCUACUGGGAGGUCUGCUGGCCAAGGAGCACCUCUACCCCGAAGCCAGGAGGCUGCUGCUCACCUGGGCUCAGGAAAUCUCUGUGCUGCUGAAGAAGUCUGACGCCUACAGCCCUCUCUUCUCCCUUCCCUCCUUCAACAAGUUCUGCAGGGGUCUGCUGGCCAACGGUCUUAACGAAGACCAGAGUAUCUGCCUUCAGACCUGCCACAGCUUGCAGGUCCUCUCUUCGUCCCUGUCCACAGAGCUGUUGCAGAGGUGUGUGGACGUCUCCAGAGUCCAGCUGGUCCACUCAGCAGUGAGGGUGAGGCAGGCCUAUGGCAAGCUGCUCAGGACAAUCCCCCUCCAUGUGGCUUUGAGUAACCACAGCCACCCUGAGAUGCGGGAGAUGUCACUGGCCAUCCGCCACCACAUGAGCCGCGCACCAAGCAGCACCUUCCACCCCCAGGAUUUCAGCGACCUCAUCAGCUUCAUCCUGUAUGGAGUUGUGCACCGUGGCGGCAAGGACCCCUGGCUGGAGCGUCUGUACUACAGCUGCCAGCGGCUGGAGAAGAGGGACGGCCGAGGGGGGGCGGACGGCGGCAGGCCGGCUGCUGUGCCGCGGGUGCUGCUGAAGACGGAGGCGGUGCUGUGGCAGUGGGCCGUGUGGGAGGCGGCGCAGUUCACCGUGCUGUCCAAACUGCGAACACCUCUGGGCCGAGCCCAAGACACCUUCCAGACCAUCGAGGGCAUCAUCCGGAGCCUGGCGGCUCACAGUGUGAACCCGGAGCAGGACGUGGGAGCGUGGGCCGGUGCCGGAGGAGACGGGGAUUGUCACCACUCCAAUCAGCUCCGCCUGGCUCUGCUGCUUCAGUACGUGGAGAACUUGGAGAAGCUCAUGUACAACGCGUACGAGGGCUGCGCCAACGCGCUCACUGCCCCACCCAAGGGCAUCAGGACAUUCUUCUACACCAACCGGCAGACAUGCCAGGACUGGCUGACCAGGAUCCGCCUGGCGCUCAUGAGAGUGGGUCUUCUGUCCGGCCAGCCUGCAGUCACCAUCCGCCACGGCUUUGACCUGCUCACGGAGAUUAAGAACUGCGGUACCCAGGGCCCCGAGCUGGAGGUUCCUCUGACGUUGCUGGUGGAGGCUCUGUGUGAGCUGCGCUGUCCUGAGGCCAUUCAGGGCCUGGCCGCAUGGGGGCUCAUCACCACUGGUCGCAGUCCCGGCUGGCUGGCGGCAGUCGCCCUGCAGGCUGAAGGGCGAUUUGAAAAGGCAGCUCUGGAAUAUCAAGAUCAGCUGUCUGCGGUCACCGGGAUGGACUGCAGCAUCAAAAGCUCUGACUGCUGCCUGCUCAAACUCUCCAGCAACACAAGCAGCCCCAAUCACACCAGCAACGGUGACAGCAAGAAGACGGUGCUGCUGAAGUCCGUCGAGUGCUCUCCUGAAGUCAUCAACUUCCUGGCCAACAAAGCCUGCCAGUGCUACGUGGCCCUCUGCGACUGGAGCUCUGUGAAGGAGUGGCAGGCCGCUGUGCACGCCCUCAAACAGAACUCCAGCAGUCCGCUCAGCAUCAACCUGAGGACGGACUUCAACUACAUCCAGGCGCUGAGCCGCUUUGAGGAGGGAGACCUGGCAGAGUGUGGAGCUCAGCUGGAGUUGCUGCCUGGAGAAGACUGCUCGCUCUCCAGCAGCAAGGACAAGCUGGAUCUGAAAAGGCUUCUGCCCUCCAUGAGUCCAGAUCCCACUGAGCUGCAGAGAGCAAUCGAGGUGCAGCUCCUCCGCAGCGCGGUCAGCGCCAUGACUAAAGUCAAUGAGCAGCAGGAGCACAAGACCACAGCCAACCCAGACACGCUGGUACGCUGCCUGAAGCAGACCGGACGCAUCUGCCUGGGUCCUCUUCGCCUGUCUACUCUCACCCUGUCGGAUGCGCUGCCAACCUUGCCCACCCUGCAGCUCCACUGCACCGCCACCCUGGAGAACACUCUCACGGGACAGGAAGACUGCGUGAUUCCGUUGUGCAGUGAGGCGCUGAGCUCCUGUAAGCAACAGGAUGUGCAGCCUUUCCUUCAGGCCCUCAGAUACACAAUGUUCCAGAGGCAACUCCUCCAAAAACUCAAAGGUUUCUCUUCCACCAUAGACGGCCACCUAAUGGAGCUUUGUCUGACCGCUGUCAAGUUUGCUCGGAAGAAAGGCAACAUCGCCCUGGCAUCCCGUCUGCUCAGCCAAUGUAGUGACAGGACACAGGAAGAGGAUCAGCUGGACGAGCUGAACCAGGCCUUCAGGCAUCUCACCUUGGAGGGCACUCUGGGCGAGAAGUGGGGCCCAGAGCUGCAGAUCGAAAAAGCCAAAGUCCUGAGAACUGCAGGUCAGUCGAUGGCGGCCAUGGAGAUGCUGAGCGGGGCGGCACUGUCCUACUGCCAGCUGGGGAAGAACGAAGGCGCCGCCUGCCGCUCCUUGCUGACGCUGAGCAAAUGGCUGCUGGCCGACUGGAAGGACAUGACGCCUCAGCUUAAACAGGUGGUGAAGAGGUCUGGAGCCGUGAACUCGUCCAAUGCUUCCCUUCUGAGCCGCAAUGUUGCUGCUCUGCUUGAGCUCCCCCUUGAGGACCAGGGGAUCCCCCACAUCACAGCUGAGACCUCCGUGAGUGUAGGAGUUGGGGAGCCGGACUUCGUGUUGGGACAACUCUACCAGAUGUCCACCAGCCUGGCUCCAGAGAUGGCCAAGUCCUGGGCAGCGCUGGCCAGCUGGGCCUACCGCUGGGGCCGGAAGGUGGUGGAUAAUGCCAGCCAAGGGGAGGGGCUGCCUCUUCUCUCUGGGGAAAAAAAGGAGAUCGAGGAGCUGCUUCCAGCCACCACCAGCGAAGAAGACAAGGACACCAUCUUUAGCAUUCUGGGACAGGCCAUGUGUCGGCCUACUGGCAUACAGGACGAGGACCUGGCUCUGCAGCAGGACGACGAGGAGGACGACAUGGUGGACGUGAUCUGGCGGCAGCUCACAUGCUCGUGCCCCUGGCUGGGGGAGGCGGGCCAGCCUGUCACAGACGGUCUGAUCCGGGUUUGGAGACGGGUGGUGGACCGAAUCUUCGGCCUUUACCGGGUCUCCUGCCAGGCCUAUUUUACCUUCCUGAAGCUCAAUGCUGGACAGGUCCCCGUAGAUGAGGAUGACCCUAAACUCCUGCUGUCCUAUCACAACAGCAAGCAGAGCAACGACGAUGUGAUCGUCAUGGCAACCCUGCGACUCCUCCGUCUGCUGGUGAAACAUGCUGGUGAACUGAGGGAGGGGCUGGAGCUGGGCUUAGCCUCCACCCCUACUGCACCCUGGAAGGGUAUCAUACCGCAGCUCUUCUCCCGCCUCAACCACCCAGAGGCCUACAUCCGACAGAGCAUAUGCAGCCUGCUGUGUCGAGUGGCCCAGGACUCUCCCCACCUCAUCCUCUACCCAGCCAUCGUGGGCUCGCUCUCCCUGGGAGGGGAAGCUCAGAACGCCGGGAGUAAACUUCCGUCAGCUCUGCCCACCUUCUUGGGCAGCAUGCAGGCAAAGUGCCUCGGUGGGGAGGAGGAGGAGGCGGAGGCGGAGGCGGAGGAGGAGGCGCCAGACAGUGGCGAGCCAGGAGCGGCCCCAGAAGAGCUGGCAACGUUCUACUCCAGUCAGGACCAAGCCAUGAUGCAGGACUGUUACAGCAAGAUCGUGGAGAAGCUGUCCUUUGCCAACCCGACCAUGGUGCUUCAGGUCCAGCAGCUGGUGGGUGAGCUGCGCAGAGUGACCUUGCUGUGGGACGAGCUGUGGCUGGGCGUGUUGCAGCAGCAGCACAUGCACGUCCUGCGACGGAUCCAACAGCUGGAGGACGAGGUCAAGAGAGUCCAGAACAACAACACGCUGCGCAGAGACGAGAAGACCGCCAUCAUGCGCGAGAAGCACUCUGCUCUGAUGCGCCCCGUGGUUUUCGCCCUGGAUCACGUCUGCAGCAUCACAGCGGCUCCAGCAGAGACGCCACACGAGACGUGGUUCCAGCAGACCUACGGGGACUCCAUCACCUCGGCCCUGGAGCGCCUGAGGAACCCCUCCAACCCUGCCAACCCGGCCAGCAGCUGGCUUCCCUUCAAACAGAUCAUGUUGAGCCUUCAGCAGCGUGCUCAGAAGAGAGCCAGCUACCUGCUCCACCUGGAUGAGAUCAGUCCUCGCCUGAUGUCCAUGACCACCACAGAGAUGGCGCUGCCCGGCGAGGUGUCUGCAUCGGACGCUGUCACCAUACAGAGCGUGGGCAACACCAUCACUAUCCUGCCCACCAAGACGAAGCCCAAGAAGCUCUUCUUCCUGGGCUCAGACGGACGCAACUACCCCUACCUGUUCAAAGGUCUGGAGGAUCUGCAUUUAGACGAGCGCAUCAUGCAGUUCCUCUCUAUUGUCAACACCAUGUUCACCAAGAUCAACCAGCAAGAGCAGCCGCACUUCCACGCUCGCCACUACUCGGUCACCCCCCUCGGGACGCGGUCGGGACUCAUCCAGUGGGUGGACGGAGCCACGCCGCUCUUCGGCCUCUACAAGCGGUGGCAGCAGAGGGAGGCCGUACUGCUAGCGCAAAAGGCCCAAGACUCAUUCCAGCAGCAGCCAGUGCCUCCAGUACCUCGUCCCAGUGAGCUGUACUACAGCCGCAUCGGGCCAGCCCUGAAGGCGGUGGGGCUCAGCCUGGAUGUGACUCGACGAGACUGGCCUCUGAGCGUCAUGAAGGAGGUGCUGAAAGAGUUGAUGGAGACCACGCCCUCCAGCCUGCUGGCCAGAGAGCUGUGGUGUUCCUGCACCACGCCCAGCGAGUGGUGGAGGGUCACUCAGUCCUACGCCAGAUCCACCGCUGUCAUGUCAAUGGUGGGGUACAUCAUCGGCCUCGGCGACCGCCACCUUGACAAUGUGUUGAUUGACAUGACCACUGGAGAAGUGGUGCACAUUGACUACAACGUAUGCUUCGAAAAAGGUAAGAGUCUGCGGGUGCCGGAGAAGGUCCCAUUCAGGAUGACCCACAACAUUGAGACCGCCCUUGGAGUCACUGGCGUUGAGGGCAUCUUCAGGCUGUCCUGUGAACAGGUGGUUCAGAUGAUGCGUCGCGGCAGAGAAACCCUGCUCACUCUGCUGGAGGCCUUCGUCUAUGAUCCCCUGGUGGACUGGACGGCCGGGGGGGAAGUGGGCUUUGCUGGUGCCGUGUAUGGAGGAGGAGGAGGCCAGCAGGCUGACAACAAGCAGAGCAAGAGGGAGAUGGAGAGGGACAUCACGCGCUCUCUGUUCUCCUCCCGGGUGGCUGAGAUCAAGGUGAACUGGUUUAAGAAUCGUGAUGAGAUGCUGGCAGUGCUGCCGUCCGUAGAGGAGGCUGUGGAGGAGUACUUGGUCCUGCAGGAGCUGCUCUGCCAGGGGGAGAAGCUACAGGCCAAACUGCAAGAGGAGAUGGCCUUCCUGGAGGAGGCAGAGAACCACCCCGACCAUCUGAUCCUCACCCUGGAGCAAAGGUACUCUGAACACACCCAGCUGCAGUCGCGGCAGCGGACUGUGCAGGAGGCCAUUCAGAGCAAGCUAGCGGACCUGGACCAGUGGAUCUCCCAGUACCAGGCGGCAUUUUCCAACCUGGAAGCCGCCCAGCUGGCCAGCUUACUGCAGGACAUCAGCAGCCCCAUAGAUCUGGGCCCUCCUAGCUAUGUGCCAGCCACGGCCUUCCUGCAGAACGCGGGCCAGGCCCACCUCAUCAGCCAGUGUGAGAGCCUGGAGGCGGAGGUGAGCGCUCUGCUGCAGCAGCGCCGCGGGGCCCUCCGAGGCUGCUUGGAGCAGCUGCACAGCUAUGCCACGGUGGCUCUGCUGUACCCGCGGUCUACCCUGCUGCUUCACCGCGCCCACCAGUGGAAGGCCUGGUUGGAGGAACUGCUGAGAGACAUGACAGUGGAGCACUGCCAGCACAUCUACAGACAGUACGAGGUGCUGUUUGCGCCCCAGCCCCCCGUUGCCUCCUGCCAGCUCCUGUCCAAUGUGGAACUGACUUUGCAGCACCAAGUGGCCGACACCAACGACCGUGUGAUGCACCAAGCGGAGCGGCUGAAGGCUGAGGGCACAACGUGCGCUGCCUGUGAGGAGCAGCUGCAGGAGAUAGAGCACUGCAUCACCGUGUUCCUCGGGGAGAACGGAGAGCCGGGUUCCCUCAGCCUGGCUGCUAUCAUCACUUCUGCCCUCUGCUCACUCAGCAGACGGAACCUUGUGAUGGAGGGAGCAGCAGCCAGUGCUGGAGAGCAGCUGGUGGACCUGAUCUCCCGGGAUGGGGCUUGGUUCCUGGAGGAGCUCUGCUGUAUGAUUGGGAACUUCAGUGCCCUGGCAACACUGCUGCAACGCUGCCCACUCCUGCCCCAUGACCUGGACAUGCCCGCUCCCUCAGCCAUCACUCAGACCGUCUACCUGGUCAGCGCCGUGUACACCUGUUUGCAGGAACUGAACAACAACUUCCGUCAGAUCAUCUUUCCGGAGGCCGUGCGCUGCACGGUCAAAGGAGAGCCCACCUUGGAGUCCAUGUUGGUGGAGCUGGAGCAGCUGGUGGAGCAGAGCUCCGAUGGUCUCGGCCUGCAAGGUUUGGUGGACAGUCUGCAGGCCCCCACCGGCCUGGACCACGAUGGGCGCAACCACUGCCUCCACAUCACCAGGGUGCUGCGUGCUCAGUACUCGGAGCUCAUCCAGCCUCGCAGUGUGGACGGACCGGGCCAGGACACACCCAAGAUGUCCGCGGGUCAGAUGCUGCUAGUGGCCUUUGAUGGCAUGUUCACCCAGCUAGAGGCGGCGUUUGGACAGCUCACGGAGAAGCUGAGUUCUCUGGAGGUUCCGGCGGCCUGGAGGAAAGUGGAUGUUCUGAGGGAGGCUCGGGCCGCGCAGCUCCACUUCUUUGACAGCGCGAGUCAGCGGCAGCUCAUGGAAGACGUAUUCUUCCUCAAAAGGCUGCAGACCAUCAGGGACUUCUUCCGACUGUGUGCCUCCUUUGCUCAGACUCUGUCUGGUACCCCGUCCCCAGCGGAGGACCUGUUACCUACCAACGGGCCGGUGGGUCUGGGGAAGCCUCUGUACCGGCGGCCCAGUGCCGCAGGGUCCGGUGCCGCCGUGGUCAGCGAGGACCAGAUGAGCCGCCCCAUCAAGGCCUUCACGGCCGACUUUGUUCGUCAGAUGCUGAUGGGUCUGUCCGGCCAGGCCAUCGGGCUGGCCCUGUGCAGCACCCUGUCCGCCCUCGGCCUGGACGUGGUCUCCCAGGUGGAGGCCAAGGACUUCGGUGCCGACAGCAAGGUGUCUCUGGAGGAGCUGUGUAAGAAGGCGGUGGAGCAGGGCCUGGCGUCGGGCCGGCUGUCCCAGCUGCUGCUGAACCGAGCCACGGUGCUGGCCUCGUCCUACGACACGGCCUGGAAGAAAGUGGACCUGCUGAGGAGGCUGGACGCCAACCUGGAGGCCGCCAAGGCCAGCCUGCAGAGGAGCCAGCUGCACAUCGCCAUGUUCCAGUGGCAGCAUGAGGACGUUCUAGGCCCCAACAAUCAGCCGCUAAGCGUCAGCAUUCUUCCUCGCUCAGUCAUACUCGGCAACAUGAAGAAGAAGCUGUACAAGCUGAGUCAAGAUGAGGGAUCCAUCAUGGCCAUCCAGGAGAAACUGGCGUCGCUGGAGGCCAGUAUUGAGCAGCGCCUAAAGUGGGCUGGGGGAGCCAACCCGGCCCUGGCCCCCGUCCUCCAGGACUUUGAGAUGACCAUUAGAGAGAGGCGCUCCAUGGUGGCCCGAGAGAACCAGCGCAGCAGCCAGGUCACCUUCCUGUGCUCCACCAUACUGAACUUUGAAAGCCUCCGGACCCGGUCCCCCGAGGCCCUCAACAUGGACGCAGCGCUGUUUGAGCUGCUGAAACGCUGCCAGCAAACCUGCUCCUAUGCUGCCCAGUUUAGCAGCACAGUUUCCCCACUGGAACUCCAACUCCUGCUCAGACUGAGUCCAGUGCUGGACCUGCCCAUAGGCAGCUCUGAUUGGCUGAGCUGUGCCCAGAGGCAGCUGGAGGAGGAGCUGAGCGUUGAGCGGAGGACUCAAGAGGAGCGGGAGCAGCAGCUGGAGUCCUGCGGGGAGACUCUGCAGCUCCUGGUCGACUCCAUCAAGACCAUCCUGUCCAACCACAACCGCCAGCUGGCUGACGUCAAGCACCUGCUCAAAGCCAUGUCCAAGGACGAGGAGGCGGCGUUGGCCGAUGGUGAAGACGUGCCAUAUGAGGGCAGUGUGCGUCACUUCCUGUUGCUGUACAAAGCCUGGCAGGACAACAUCCAGCUGGUGCUGUUCACCGUGGUCCAGGCCAGCGGGCAGCCUCGCAACCAGGAGCAGUUUGAACUGCUGGAGGAGAUUCCUGACACCCUGAAGGAGCUGCACUCGCAGAGCCAGAGCGUGUACAACGGCCUGGUGGGCUUCGCCUCCCCGCUGGUGACGGACCGAGACGGCGAAUGUUCCAGUCCUGUUUCCGCCGCGCAGACGAGCUUCGCCGCAGCUGUCAAAUGCAGUGGGGUGAAGACCCAGCCGGACUCCAUGUCCCAGAAUGCCCGCAAAGCUCUGCCACGCAACCUGGGGACCCCCACUGACACCCCACCCAGCACUCUGAUGAUUAACAGCAAAGGCCCCAAUCCCAGCCCCAAGAGGGCUGUACGGGACCCCAAGACGGGACGAGCUGUCCAGGAGAGGAACUCGUACGCAGUCAGUGUGUGGAAGAGGGUGAAGGCCAAGCUGGAGGGCAGAGACAUCGAUCCCAACAGGAGGAUGAGCGUCACAGAGCAGGUGGACGUUGUCAUCAAAGAGGCCACCAACAUGGACAACCUGGCCCAGUUGUACGAGGGCUGGACUGCCUGGGUGUGAUUGCUACGCCACGUCAUGUCUUUGGUCCAACAAAGGCUUGGAGAUCCACCAGAGUCCAGCAGGUCUGGGGUGUCGGAACAGCAGCACCGGGCCACACUUGGGGGAGGACAUGGGAAGCGGCUGCUAAGUCCGCCCUCCCAAACUCCUGGGAACCCAAACUGGGGCAGCGACCCAGUAGCACUGCUGCAACCACACUCCCCAACCACCGGCGAUCGGGCCAACACAACGCUUUGUGGGCCUGUGGCCCCGCCUUCCUUUCUGGGGUUUGACCAGGCACUGCAGCGCCGAAUGGGGGCAGGAGGGAUAAGGCCUCCUCAACUUAGAAAUACCUUCCCCCCUCACCUGCAUAGCUCACUGUCAAAUCGUACCCAUAAACAUCUCUGCAUCCUGUUGCGCCAAUCAAACUCUGCCUGAGGGCAGGAGGAAGCAGGGAGCGAGCUGAGGAACCCCGCUGGCGUGCAGUGGAUGGGACUUCACCGGGGCCGAGUGGGCGUCCACCUGUUUAUCACCAAUCCUUUCCUCAGUGGCGUUGUGUUUGUGAUUGGCCAGAGGGUUGUACAGUUGGGCAGUAACAAUGAGGAUGAAGGUUCAAUAGGUUUAUCCCACCUGAAGCCUGAAACGAAGGGGAAACAAUAAUCCAACUGUACUUUGGUUGAUAAACGUAAAUACAUUUACACAUAUCUCAAUAAAGGAUUAAGUGGAUUUGUUUUCUCAGGAAGGUUCUUUGUGCUUCUGUGGAUGAAAGUGAAACGUUCUGUCAUGUCUAAUAGUUUGCGAUGGCUCAUCUGUGCUUCGAAUGGACAUUUAAAGGGGAAUUCACUUAGAAAAUGGACGGCCCCAUCUGAUUAUUUUUCUUCUGUGUGCAUCACUAGUCUGUGUAGCUUUAUAACGAUGUUCAGUCCUUCUUUAGCCACAACUGUAGGAGUAGAUUUUUGAAGCUGUUGCUUGCCUCAUACAAAUCCCACCCCUCCCUAAUGCUUGCAUUUUAUUAAUCUUGAGCUUCUAGUUUUACAUUUUUAGUAGGAGAAAUUACGUUUUUGGUGUUAGUGCAAAUUGUUUAUUCUUAAAGCUUUUAUUGGAUUUUGUUGGAUAACAAAUAAACAUGGAACUGAAAUGG